AUGCCCCCUACUUCCCCAAUUGAGGGCCAUCCUCGUGUUGGGCUGGUCAUCGCAAGGUUGAUGGUUAGAGGUGAAGACCGAGGCGUGAGGCCUUUUGUUGUGAGAAUCAACGAUGGCAGAGUGAUGAGUGAAGGUAUUACAUGCAGGGUGCUACCACGUCGCACGGGUUCCAAAAUGGUCGAUCAUUCCAUUACUAUGUUCAACCAUGUACAUUUGCCUAGAUCAAGCUUGCUUGGAUCUAUCGAACCCCCCUCCAAUGACCGUCAGAACUUUCUUUCUGUAAUUUCUCGGAUAAGUGUUGGUACUCUGGCCAUAUCGAUGGCGAUGAUUCCAAUUUUGAAAAGAUGCGCUUUUGUGGCUGGCAAGUACAGUCUUCGCAGACACAUCAGAGGGCCUACAGGGUCACAGAUCCCAAUCAUAACCUUCCGAACACAGCAAGCUCCUAUACUUCAUGCCUUGGCUAGUAUAGCUGUUUUUGAAGCCUGGGCUACAGAUUGCGUUCAAAAGUUUUGCGAUGCGAGGCUCGAAACGCCUGUGCGGCAUGGCUUGGCAACAGCAUUCAAAGCCGUCUUGACAAAAGCCACUCAAGAUACAUUGUACACCUGGACUGAAAGGUGUGGAGCUCAGGGACUCUAUGAGCACAACCACAUCAUCGAAUCUCAGCUGGAGAGUCGGGGGAUCUCGAUCUCUGAAGGGGAUACUCUUACGCUCUGCAUUCGCAAGUCUCGGCACCGAAUGCUGUUACAAGAGAAGUAUAAGCUACCACCACCAGAUCAUCCGGAAUCCCCUCUUGCUCGACACGAGGCCAGUGUAUUCGACGAGUGUCGCACCCUUCUACAAAAGAUGGAGGGUGGCCACAGGAGCCCAGAGUUCAAUCGAGUUAUCCUUCCUAGAUGUCACUUUCUAAUUGAAUCUGCUGGCCAGCGCUUGGCAUACGAGGCAGCGUUAUCUGCCAAUGUUUCGCCUAUUUUACUCGCAAUAUACGAAACAGGGAGCAUCAGGCAAGACUCUUCCUGGUAUCUUGAGAAGGGUGGAAUAUCCCGAGAAAAGCAGUUUGAGAUGGAGAUUCAGGCUUUGGACGCUGGCUUACCCUUGCUUGACCAAUUACUGGACCAAAUGGACGUGGAACCGUAUUGCACAGCCCCAAUUCUGUCGGAGUCUUUGAUGGAAAAGUUCAAUGAUGGAUUGACCACAUAUGGGGGUGUGGAUAUGGCAAUGUCUGGCGGAAUUUCUAUUGCACAAAGCAAAUUGUGA
Molecule: messenger RNA, 1254 nt
Organism: Penicillium salamii
Lineage: Eukaryota; Fungi; Ascomycota; Eurotiomycetes; Eurotiales; Aspergillaceae
Source: the annotation of a GenBank genome assembly